UGAGGGUAUUACAACAGGCCCAUUCAUGCGAAAUCUGCUCUCCUUGCACCACACGCACACUCUCUCUCGCUUUCUACUUGCUGCCUUAUAAUUAUUAUCAACACACACAUACGUAAACAAACUACAAGCUUUAACCCUGUCCCAUCACUCUUUCAUUCUUCAAAUUAUCAAAGACUUCAACUCAUUUUCAAUCCUCUCACUUUUAUAACUUUUUUUAACAAGACCGAAGACGACAUCCCCUUCCAUAGACACACACAUACUUUCCAAGUGACCGUUCCCCACAACUAUUCUUGCCCUUUACCCUUUUCUUUUAAUUCCUAUUCUGUAAUGAGCCAGUCAACCAACGUAUACCCGGGUGUCCGUGCAGAGCCUCGAUUCUUACGGGACCCAACUUCACUCGAGUUCAUUUCGUCUGGUCUGUCUCGUUUCUCAUCGUAUGUGGCAUCGAACCUGCCAAAACGGAAGCCAAGCUUCCCUUAUAAUGAUCCAGCACUCUUUACAUAUCAACCUCCUCCCCCACCACCUUCGCCGUCAACGCCGAUUAGCAGUAGUCUCGAGGACAACAACAAGCAGAAUCAGCAGCAACAUGACGUGGAAGACGAAUUGGACAAGGUGACAUACGCUGUCUUCCAAAAAAUGGAUGGUGAUGCAAGGUCGUUAUGGCUGUUGCUAGGUUAUGCCGACGGAUUUCAGGUCUGGGAUAUUGCCAACCCCGAUAACAUUCAUGAAAUGUGUUCUAUACGAGAAGAUGAAGCGUUUGGUGUCGUAUCUCAUUUGCAUUUGCUUGCAAAUCCGCCCAAAGAUGCAGACGACGAUGCCUUUAGCCAUGAGAGACCUUUAUUGGCUGUAGUAACAUCUGCCCGAGAUACAUUCGAUGGAUGUGAUGCAUUUGGCGGUAUAGAUAUGGGACAUCAUGCAAGAAACGAGUCCUCUUGCUCAGGAAAAUCAAACAAUCCAGUGCCAUCAACGCUGCGGCUGUAUUCGUUAAAGACGCAUCGGAUUGUCAAAGAAUUCCCAACCUUUGUCGAUGAUGGAGACGAGGAGAUGCACAUCACAAGUAUCCAAAGUAAUGAUAUCAUCAUUGUUCUUGGAUGUACGACGAGUUCGAAUUCAAGUUUACAACUUAUUUCGUCUCGCACUUUGUCUACACUUUCAGCACCCAUUACAGACGUUGCGCAUGACGUACAAGGCCCUGUGUUCUCGCUGGGAUCACGAUUUAUAGCAUAUGGCACGAGCUCAGCAGUACUGAAUGCCGAUCCGGUCAUGGGGCAGCAUAACAAAGGUAUCAGUGGCGCAGGAUUAGGCAUGCUACAGGGCGACAAGGAUGUCAGAGGCGCGGCAAAGGAUAUAGCUAAAGAAGUUGUGAGCGGUGUCAAGACACUUGGAGAGUAUGGCUAUCACACGCUGUCAAAUUAUUUCAACAAUCCGGCCAUGCAGCAGCAACAGGAUAAACUGAUGAUGCAAAACGCCAAUUCACGUACUGCUGCCAUGUCGCCAGGUGGGCCAUUACGACAUGAUGAGCGUGCUGCCAGCCCAGUUCCUUCAGUGUCACCCUCCACCGGCAGUGUCGGAGCGACAGCAACGGCUCCUACAGGUGGAUCCAAAAAGCCACAGCUCUACGGAAUGAUCAUGAUUCGUGAUAUUGCCCAAUUACCUGACCAGCCAACGAGAAACAUGUCCCCGUCUUUAGUCGCUCACUUUCGACCACAUACGCAUCCCUUGUCAUGUCUAGCAUUUAAUAGUGCAGGCACAUUGCUAUUGUCUGCGUCUAGACAGGGACAUUCAUUCCAUCUAUUUGCGAUUAUGCCGAGUAGCGCAACACCUGGCAACGUAUCGCAUCUUUAUACACUGGCACGAGGAUAUACCGACGCACAAGUUGAAGAUUGCCAUUUCUCAGCUGACUCCAUGUGGUGCUCGGUCAGCACGGCGCGUGGAACAACGCAUGUGUACGCGAUCAAUCCAUACGGCGGAAAGCCAGAGAUAACAGGGCAUGUCAAUGGACGAGUGAACAAUCCUAUUAUCCGACCUUGGUUGCAUGGAACUCGCGUAUCGGAAAAGGGCACUUCGGUUAGUUCAGUAGCUCGUAUCAAGCAACGUCGAUCCAUGCAUACGGAGCCACCCAUUGACGAACAGCAUCCUCCUCUAACCUCUCAUCAGAAUAUACCCACUUCACCUUACUACCCAUUAAAUUCCACCGCCUCGCAUCGCUCUAGUACUAUAUCUCGAUACCCACGUGCCAAGCUUGCAUCCAUGUUUUUAUUACCGUCUAGAUCGCCGUAUCUUGUAAAUGCAUCGCGCGCCAAUCAUCAUCAGCGUAUCGACAACUCAUCCUCUUCUACUCCGUUCAAAGCAUUCAAACAACAAGCAUCAUCAAGUCUUGGAUCAGUGCUUUCGUCGUUUGGAUCCAGCAUUAGCAGUACUGACUCCUCCUCAUCUCUGUCGUCGAGACAGCAGCACCAAAACAACAACAACACGGCAUGGACAUCUGCACAUGACAAGCUCUCUGAUAAUCGACUAUUCGGAUUUGACGAGGAAGAAUUGUCUGCUGCUGACGAUGACAGCCGGUUGCUCCAAGAUGAUAAUAAUAUAGGUUAUCAAGACAUGUACUCUAUCCAUCCACGCGGAAUAUUGACACUACAUCGAUGCUGGAUCAGUAGAUCGGUGGUUCGUAAGCGAGAACAAUCACGUACAAUUGAGAAGCAUGAUUUGGUUAUAAAGCAAGAGGAUGUUGCAGAGUGGUCCAUGGCCCGUACAGCUGAAUGGGAACAGGUCAAAGUGCCAUUGUCACUCGAUACCAGCUCCAAAGAGCAGCAAAACGACGAUCAACAGCAGCAACAGGAUAUUAAAAGUAAUCGUGUACGCAAACAUACGCGUCCAUGGCUUUCUCAUGCUGAAAUUAUGACUUAUGGCAGCGGCGACGAGUCUCCACUUUGGUCGUCGCCUCAAUUCAGCUUGCAGACAUAUACUGAGUAUGUCCCAACACUUCGCCACAAGCUUUGGACAACAGGCGACAUGCCUACAUCAGAAGCAGUUGUUGUGCGACGAGAUGUACCUGAGCCAUAUUCAAGACGCAUUGAUCGCGUGGGAAAGACAACAGCGCGGAUUGCCAGUCAAAAUGAAGAGAAUCUAGACGUUGCACUGGCUGAGCUGGAAGACAAUUUGUCCAAAGCAAUGCAAACAACAUUCCCAGCACCAUCGCCGACCACGUUAAUUUCAGGAUCUUAUGGCAGUGGCAGCUCCUAUAAACGCAACAGCAACCAUUACCUGCAACAGCCACUGAUUCCAGGCAAUGCUGCAGCACGCUCCACGCCAUCAGCUAUUUCGUUUGAAGACGCACAUUUGAUCAAUAUGGGAAGCGGACCAAGUCCUGAAGAUCUGCUUAACCUCGAUCCACGAUUCAGCAAUAGCAGUAAUCCGAUUCUUCGUGCAAACGGCGGAAACAGCAGCAGCAGCAUCAUGCUUCCUUCGAGCAGCAACGGAUCUCUGAUACAGUUUGAUGACGAUUAUAACGAUGGAGGAGGCGUGGUUACCACUGGUAGUAGCAGCAGCCAUGUAGGCAGUCGUAGUAGUAAAGAAGACGUGAUUCGACUUGGUGAAGAAGAAGAUGAAGAAUUACAACAUCAACAAGGACAACAUCCAACAGUGAUAGAUCAAGUGUUUUCGCCAGAUGGAGAUAAUGAGAUGGCAUAUCCUAGUGAAUCCAUCCUAGUCGAACGAGACCACCAUCAUUUUUAAAUAUUCUUCCUUUUACUUGUUUUUCUUUUCAAUGAUUUUUUUUUGUAUUUAAAUUUUUCCCGUGAUCCACAUAUUAGAUAAAGGAUGUUUGAGAGAGAGUAAGGGGAAGAUACUCCUUACUUCUUUGUACAAAGUACUUACGACAUAUCAUGUUUGCUAAUUAAUAAUGAAAAUCGAU
This is a messenger RNA of Zychaea mexicana, 3913 nucleotides long. RefSeq lists its product as uncharacterized. Gene Ontology annotation, molecular function: protein binding. The transcript has 8 exons. The record is from RefSeq and is a predicted model, not a curated record. The coding region runs from base 328 to 3735 and encodes 1135 amino acids. Gene Ontology annotation, biological process: autophagy; response to starvation. Gene Ontology annotation, cellular component: cytoplasm. Lineage: Eukaryota; Fungi; Mucoromycota; Mucoromycetes; Mucorales; Lichtheimiaceae.